Messenger RNA from Hevea brasiliensis (rubber tree), 2845 nucleotides. Its product is annotated as alpha-L-fucosidase 2. NCBI's taxonomy places the organism in Eukaryota, Viridiplantae, Streptophyta, Magnoliopsida, Malpighiales, Euphorbiaceae. Gene Ontology annotation, biological process: carbohydrate metabolic process. Gene Ontology annotation, molecular function: alpha-L-fucosidase activity. Bases 62 to 2614 code for a protein of 850 amino acids. The record is from RefSeq and is a predicted model, not a curated record. The transcript is spliced from 10 exons.
AGUUCAGUGUUCACUUCCUUGCAUUGCCAGUUACCAGUGAAGCGAAAAAGAGAGAGAAGUGAUGGAGGAGGAUGGCGAGUGGGUGGUGGUGCGGCGGCCGCUGGAGAAGGACUGGUGGAAACCGAGUUUGAUGGAUGACAAGGACGACGAUGAUGAUGGAGAGAGUUCUAGUUUGAAGAUUACUUUUGGUGGACCGGCGAAGUACUGGACGGAUGCCAUUCCCAUUGGAAAUGGCCGCAUUGGUGCCAUGAUCUGGGGCGGUGUUGCAUCUGAAACUCUGCAGCUCAAUGAUGAUACACUCUGGACUGGAACCCCUGGAAAUUAUACUAACCCUAAUGCUCCAGAGGCACUAUCAGAGGUCAGAAAACUUGUUGAUAAUGGAAAGUAUGCAGAAGCUACUACAGCAGCGGUCAAGUUAUCAGGAAACCCUUCUGAUGUUUACCAACUUCUUGGUGAUAUCAAGUUAGAAUUUGAUGAUUCCCAUCUGAAAUAUGAUGAGAAAACUUACCACAGAGAGCUUGACUUGGAUACUGCCACAGCGAGAGUAAAAUAUUCUGUGGGUGACGUAGAAUACACAAGGGAACAUUUUGCUUCUAAUCCCGAUCAAGUGAUUGUGACAAAGAUUUCUGGAAGCAAAUCAGGUUCUGUAUCAUUUACAGUGUCUCUAGACAGCAAGAUGCAUCCUCAUUCUUAUGUAAAAGGUGAAAAUCAGAUUGUAAUAGAUGGAAGUUGUCCUGGGAAAAGGAUACCUCCAAAACUGAAUGCCAAUGAAAAUCCUGAGGGAAUUCAUUUUACUGCAAUUCUCAAUUUACAAAUUAGUGAAGGAAAAGGAAUGAUACAUGUUUUGGAUGGCAAGAAAUUGAAGGUGGAAGGUUCAGACUGGGUAGUUUUACUGUUAGCGGCUUCAUCUUCAUUUGAUGGGCCAUUUACUAAGCCUAAUGAUUCCAAGAAGGAUCCUACUUCAGAGUCCCUCAGUGCUUUGAAUUUAAUAAGAAAUUUGUCAUAUAAUGAUUUAUAUGUGCGUCAUUUGGAUGAUUAUCAGAAUCUCUUUCAUCGUGUCUCGCUUAAGCUUUCAAAAAGCUCAAAGAGCAAUUUAGGAAAUGGACCUCUGGAUAUGAAGAAACUCAUGGCUUUUAAAUUUAAUUCAUUCUUCAAGGGAAGUGAAGAUGAAAUCAUUUCAACUGCAGAAAGGGUGAAAUCUUUUCAAACUAAUGAAGAUCCAUCCUUGGUGGAGCUUUUAUUCCAGUAUGGUCGAUAUUUGCUUAUUUCUUCUUCACGUCCUGGAACUCAGGUGGCAAAUUUGCAGGGUAUAUGGAAUAAGGACAUUGAGCCUCCAUGGGAUGGUGCUCAACAUCUGAACAUUAAUCUGCAAAUGAACUAUUGGCUGGCCCUUCCUUGCAAUCUUCGUGAGUGUCAAGAACCCUUGUUUGACUACACGUCUUCUCUAUCAAUCAAUGGGAGUAAGACAGCAAAAAUUAACUAUGAAGCAAAUGGUUGGGUGGUUCAUCAAGUGUCAGACAUAUGGGCAAAAACAUCACCAGAUAGAGGUGAAGCUGUGUGGGCUUUGUGGCCAAUGGGUGGAGCCUGGCUUUGUACACACUUGUGGGAGCAUUAUACUUACACCAUGGACAAAGUUUUUUUAAAAAAUAAGGCAUACCCUUUGUUGGAAGGAUGUACAAAAUUUCUGUUGGACUGGUUGCUUGAAGGGCCUGGAGGAUAUCUAGAAACUAAUCCAUCAACUUCCCCGGAACAUAUGUUUAUUGCUCCAGAUGGUAAACCUGCUAGUGUGAGCUACUCAACAACCAUGGACAUGUCAAUCAUUAAAGAAGUAUUCUCUGCAAUUGUUUCUGCAGCAGAGGUUUUGGGAAUACAUGAGGAUGAACUUGUUCAAAAAGUCCGAGAGGCUCAACCAAGACUUUUACCGACAAAAAUUGCCAGAGAUGGUUCCAUUAUGGAAUGGGCUCAGGAUUUUGAGGACCCAGAGAUUCAUCAUCGACAUGUGUCUCACCUCUUUGGCCUGUUUCCAGGACAUACUAUAACUGUUGAGAAAACUCCAGACCUCUGUAAAGCUGCUGACUAUACCCUUUUCAAAAGAGGAGAGGAAGGUCCUGGAUGGUCAACCAUGUGGAAAGCUGCUCUGUGGGCACGUCUACACAACAGUGAGCAUGCAUACCGAAUGGUCAAGCAUCUAUUUGACCUGGUUGAUCCAGAAAAUGAAAGUAAAUAUGAAGGAGGUCUAUAUAGUAACUUGUUCACCGCACACCCUCCUUUUCAAAUUGAUGCCAACUUUGGUUUUUCAGCAGCAAUUGCAGAAAUGCUGGUCCAGAGUACAGUUAAGGACUUGUACUUACUUCCGGCCCUUCCUCGAGAUAAAUGGGCUAACGGUUGUGUCAAAGGGUUGAAGGCACGUGGUGGGGUGACAGUCAACAUAUGCUGGAAAGAAGGUGAUCUUCAUGAAGUUGGUCUUUGGUCAAAGGAACACAAUUCUCUUAAACGAUUACAUUAUAGAGGAACUGUCGUGGAUGCACAUAUUUCAUCUGGUAGAGCAUACACAUUCAAUAGACAGUUAAGAUGCAUAGAGACAUACUAUCUAUCAGAAGCGGCUUCUUGUUGAAUCGUGCGUUCAAGUAGGUCUUAGAAAGGGCAUUAUUUGGAUCUUCCCUAAUAAUUUGAGGAAUGAACUAGGAAUGCUUUAUUUAUCUGUUAUUCUUUUUCUAAUCCUGAUUCUGGGCAAAUAAGCAAUUAGUCUUGAGGUUUGGUUGAAGAGAAUCUGCUAUGUAUACAUUUUUCUUGUUAGUUACUGUAAAGACAAUUGUGUCCAAAUGGAUUGAAAGAUUUAUGACCA